UAUCUUCGUCGCCCUCGAUUCGCCUACAGUAAAAAGCCGCCACUACUAGCGCUGUCACUGAUGCAUUUCGUUGAUCUUGAUGGCUAAGACUGCUAAUUGACCCCACCAUUCUUCACUGCUCCCUCUCCUCCAGAACACAAAAAAGUAUCAGUAGGUAAGAACGCACUAGUCAAAUGGGAUCCAUUAUUUGAUGAUCAAAAUCCACGGCUACUACUAUUCACUGACAGAAACGCUUAGAAUCUCUGAUUCCCCACCCAGACCCAACUCGCGUCCACUACCUAAACAGCAGUCCUAAGAAUGUACAUCGGACCUUGGCAGGAAUUCAAGUUGGCCAAAGUCAUUGCCCAUCAUGCAACACUUCUCGACCAAGCUUCCGUUGCUGCCACUGGUUCGACUUUCUCGACAAGGUCACGGCGAACUAGCUUAUGGUGAAGAGAUAUUGACUUCACUUUUUUGGAUACCCAGUGUCUUCGUCAUUGGCCCUUCGUCUGGCCUCGAAUACGAGCCCCCUUUCUUGAAACUACAACUUCUAGCUGAACCUUUUACAUUCCAUCUCGCUCCCAACUGGUCCGUCCUCUAUUCUACCUACUUACCUACCACAACCCCCCCUUCCUUCCUUUCCUCCCUUCAUACUAUUCCUUCGGAAGUUCGCAUUUCUCACGGACGACGGUGGAGGCGUCGCCGUGUGCGGCUGCCCAAAAUGGAGACGCUCUGGAGGAGUACUACAAGUACUGGGAGAGAACCAUGCGCCACAUGGAGCAGGAGAAAUUCGAGGCUAAUGCUGAAGCAAACUUCCACCUAGGGGACAGGAGGAACUCCAGUACUACGAGAACCACACUCGGUGGUGGUGGAUUUCCUUCUGGAGUAAGUGGCGGUGCACGAUCAUCGGCGAUUUCUAGUAGUACGAUUACAAGUGGCCUUCACCGAAAUUCGACUUCGUCUUUGCGUGGAGGAGUGGAGAGUGAGAAGAAAAAGCGACUUCAGCGGAUCCAGAGCAUGAAGCGCCUCUAUGGCUUGCACCACAGUCCGAAGAAAACGUCACCGCGAGAAAGUGAGCAAGCAAGUCCGAAGUCGAAGCCUCGUGUCAGUCUUACUAUUAUGGCUUGGCAACAUCUUGGAAUAGCUGCGUCCACUAGAACUUUCUUCUGUUUAAUAUUUCUUGAGUUUUGCUGGACACGCAACAGUCCAACCACGCUGCGCUUCCUCCUCUAAUAUCGCUGGCUUCACUGCUACGGAAGUUGCUUUUCUCAACGGGUCGGUGCAUCACGACAAUCACUUCGGUGGUUCUACUGCUUCAACCAACAACACCGUGAGACGAGAGCUGCUAACAACACUCAGUGACUGGCCAAAUAAUCGGCCUCUGCCUGCGGCUCAGACCUUCACAGAAGGCGUGCCGAUGCCAGCAGUUGAGAACAAACUCAUGGAAGCGGGACACCAAGUACACCAAAUGCAAAAGAAGCUUCUCGACGCGCAAGACAGUGAGCAGAUACUAGAGCGCAAUAAGUCAUCGAGUACAUCAGCUAGUAGUAGAGAAAAGAACAUGCCAGAUGGAGGUGCCAGCUUGGUGCAGCAAUCACGGCAUCAACAUGCUCAAGAGAUGAAGGCGCAUGUUCCUCCUACUCGCGAACCGCCAGGUCAGAUGAUCGACGCAGAAAAGUUGCCACCUCAGAAAGACGACGAAUCCGCCAGGGAGGCACCCGCACCUGACGAUGUAGCUCCACUCUCUUCUACUAGGCCAAGGCCAACCGAGGUGAAAACAUCUAUAACAACGGCAUCGAAAGUCGAGGAUGCGAAUCAGCCAGCACAAGUAGAUAAGACGCCUGCCUCUACCGGCGCCCAACAGAGCAAGUCUUCGUCGUCCUCGUCGGAAGAAGAGGGGGUACUAGUAGCCAGUGGUGAGUCUCGACGUCAAGUAAAGAAACAAGGCCAAUGGACAGGGCAGCAGCAACCUCGUGAUCAACCCAGAGUGAAAGCAGAGAAGCAGAAACUUCCUCUCCCACUACCACCCUACGAUUAUGCACUGACAGAAGCAACCCUAGCAGCGCGGGAACAGGACAAGCAAAUCUACAUGCAGAAGACUUCUUGUUCUUUCCAGCCAGACCCAAGCAAGCGCGAGAUAAUAUACAGCAACAGCACGCGAACCGACCACAACAAAGCAGGUGGCUCAUCAAUGAAUCAGACGCAUAGAUCAUCUGCAACCGACAAAAGAGAUGAAGCUACGCAGAGUAAGAGUAGUACAACUAGAGGCAUGUUCUACGCCGAGCCGAGCGAGACGCAGUAUUUUGACCCGACCAAGGGACAACGCGUCUUACUAAAGACCCACGUCGGCCGAAACAAGGGGUACUUACUAUUCUUAGAUCAUUACUUUACAUUGUCCUAAAAUGGAGGACUUGAACUGCAAAGAGUGAGAUCAUUUUCGGGGCCUUUUCCUUCCUACACAUACUUACAUGACUAUUUUAUUAUUUAUUACUAGUAUUUUUUUUUUAUUUUUAUUUAUCGCCAGGUUACGAAUCGACACCCACCAGCCUCUCAAGCAAAAGGAGUACAACAAAGCUCCUGGCGAAGAGCAAGAGGCGGACCUGUUCAAGAAAUUUGAGGCAAUAGGCCUCCGAAAUGUUAUCCAGUCCCAUUCUCCUUUACAUCGGCUACGAGAAUCCCUCUCAAUAGACGAAGAAGCACAGGCUGCGUUGCAUCAGAUGUUGUCGCCACAGCAAAACAGAGCUAUGGAGGAUAUGGAGGAAGCCUUGGAAAGGGCAGCAGCUGUCAUGUCGCAACCACCCUCUCCUUCGAAAUGCAAGAACAUCGACAAGGAGCUAGAAGACAUCUUUCAUGGCGAUCGGACGGGUGGUGUAAUAUCAAGGCGUGCGCCGGAUCAAGAACAUACUCGGGAGACUUCUAGGAAUCACCAGUAUCAACUUCAGCAAGAGGAGAUUAGUAAGGAAGAUUCCCAUUUUUUUGAUGAGAGUCCUCGUCAACUACGCAGUCCCAAUCGGAUAGAUCCUAUGCGAGUCAGUGUCGGAAGCUCCUUCCGCAGUAGUCAGGAGGAUGAUCUCAUUGCAUGGUCAAAAAAUCUGAAUCUUGAUGAUUUGGAUCCAUCAUUGUUCUAAUCCUCCGUUUGUUGAGGUUGUUAAAACAUACAGUAACAGACAUGCACAAAUGGACAUUUUUGUAGACAAGAAUCACCGUCCCCUGUUCCCGCCCCGC
This is a messenger RNA of Amoebophrya sp. A25, 3204 nucleotides long. NCBI's taxonomy places the organism in Eukaryota, Dinophyceae, Syndiniales, Amoebophryaceae. The record is from the annotation of a GenBank genome assembly.